Molecule: messenger RNA, 2125 nt
Organism: Solea senegalensis (Senegalese sole)
Lineage: Eukaryota; Metazoa; Chordata; Actinopteri; Pleuronectiformes; Soleidae
Gene: orc5
Product: origin recognition complex, subunit 5
Exons: 14
Coding region: 597-1934 (445 amino acids)
Biological process (GO): DNA replication; DNA replication initiation
Cellular component (GO): nucleus; nuclear origin of replication recognition complex
Molecular function (GO): DNA replication origin binding
Source: RefSeq, a predicted model, not a curated record
AAUGAAGUAAUCAAUAAUCAUUGAAAUCACCUCCAAACACAUUCUUUAACAGUUCGAAUUGAGCGUUUUUAUACAAUUAUGAGAACAUUUUUCUCUUAAUGUGUAAAAACAAGUUCACAUUUUAUUGUGCUAACAUUUCACUUCACACGCGCUAAGAAAUAAUCAGGACUGAACAGGAAAUAAGACACAAUUUCACUCUUAAUUCCCUUUAUUUCCUGGUAUUUUCUCACGGAACUACAUUACCCACAAUGCCGCAGUGAGUUGUAAUUGGCUGGUGAGCGACGUGCCGUCAUUGUGACGUAAUCUGAAGGCGCGCGCGAAACCGUUGCAGCAGUGUGUGUGUGUUUGUGUUUGUAAUUUUUAACUUUGACGUAGUUUUUCCACGACAGUUUACGGUUGUUACACGGUGAAUGUUCAGACACGGGUGUUUACACGUCACUCCGGUUCAUUCUCAGUCAACAUUUCACGUCAGUUUUUGUCACCGACGUUCGUCAGGGACGCGUUAGCUCCAUGUUAGCUCGCGCUGCUGUUGGAGCCUCCACUAGCGUUAACGGUGAAAACACCCGGUUUUUCGGGUUGAAAAUAUAAAAGCGAGGAUGACGUCGGUGUUACAACAUCCAGGGUAUGACGAGGAGAAGCUGCGGAGAGUCACGGAGCAGACUCCGUGCAGAGAAGCACAGACUGGGCUGCUGCUCUCUCUGAUGGGACAGCCGCAGCAGUACUCUUACCCUUCCAUCUUUGUUUACGGCCAUCGAGCUUCGGGGAAAAGUCAUGUGAUGCAGGUUUUGCUGAAGGAGCUUGAGCUGCCUCACGCCACCAUCAGCUGCGUGGAAUGUGUUUCCAACGCGCUGCUGUUUGAAAAGAUGCUGCUCUCCUUGUUUGGCUGCGAGGCCGCCUCGCUGCUCCCUCGCACUCCCUCUCUGUCAGACUUUGUACGCGUGUACAGACAUCAGUGCGUCGACUCUCCUGCCACGCAGACGCGAUACAUCGUAAUGGAGAAAGCAGAACUUCUGCGAGACGCUGAUGUCAACCUCCUCCCCGCGCUGCUGCGACUUCAGGAACUGGUGGACGACAACCUCACCGUCAUCCUGCUCAGUGAAAUCACCUGGGACAAGUUCAGACCAAACACGGGCUGUUAUGAGCCACUUGUGCUCCAUUUCCCCGACUACAGUAAAGGUGAUCUGCAGCAGAUCUUGUCGAGGGACAGUCACCCUUCAUAUUCAGCCGACUUUUACUCGUCCUACAUUAACAUCCUGCUGGGAGUCUUCUACUCAGUGUGUCGAGACCUCAGAGAGCUGCACCAUCUGGCUGCCCUCAACUUUUCAAAGUUCUGCGAACCUUUGGCCGAAGGAAAAGUGAAAGAGAGCGACACACACAAGCUGUGGAGAAAUAUAGAGCCUCAUUUAAAAAAAGCCAUGCAGACGGUCUAUCUCCGAGAAGUCUCCAGUCUUCAGUGGGAGCAGAUGCAGCAAAUGGAGGAGAAGGAAGCAGGAGCUUUGAAAGGUUUAUCUGCUCACACUCACGUUGAACUCCCUUAUUACUCAAAGUUCCUGUUGAUCGCCGCCUACCUGGCGUCUUACAACCCAGCCCGCACAGAUAAACGCUUUUUCCUCAAGCACCAUGGUAAAAUUAAAAAAACAAACUUCUUGAAGAAAAACGAAAAGACGAGUAACCAUCUUCUGGGGCCGAAGCCGUUCCCUCUGGACCGCCUGCUGGCUGUUUUUUACAGCGUGGUUGACAGCAGAGUCGCUCCCUCCGCCAGUAUUUUCUCCCAGAUCUCGUCUCUGGUGACCUUACAGCUGUUGACUCAGGUUAGUCACGAUGACCAGCUCGACGCCCCCAAGUACAAAUGUGCAGUUUCUCUGGACUUCAUCUCUGCCAUUUCCAGGACAGUGAACUUUGAUAUUGUCAAGUAUCUUUACGACUUCCUGUGAGGCUGCAGUGAGAGAAGCAGAAGACAGGACGUGCUGUGACAGUAAGACAAACGGGGGGAUUUCUCUUGAUAAGGACACACUGAAGGAGAAAUCAUCUCAUUAUGUUGCUGCCCCCUUGUGGCUGAUAGAUGACCCUCUUCCUGUCACUUUCACACCAUUUGUUACAAAUAAAAGUCAUAUUGGCAAAUUGA